GUUUUGCCGGCAAUGACUUGGUGAUGUUGGGCGGAUUGACCUGUGUCUCCGAGUAUAAAGAUCAGGACAGUCCGCUUCAUCAAGGCAUCUCACUCAUCACAACAUCAUCCACUCAUCUCCUCAACUCCCAACAUCUGUUCCUUGGCUUUCAACGUUUCAAGCAAAACCGCCAACAACCGCCACAAUGCAGUCCAUUCUCGCCAUCAGCAUCUCCCUCUUCUCCCUCCUCUCUCCCGUCCUCGGCACUCCCGGCAAUGUCUUCGUCUGCACCGGUUCCAACUGGAGCAACACCUGCGAGGUCCUGACUCUCGGUAUCGACGGAGCCUGUACCAGACUUCCCUCCACCUAUGAUGGACACAUUGGCUCUGCUGGCCCCGACCCGGGCGCCAUCUGCCGCCUCUUUACCAACGGAGACUGCACUGGCCACGGCGUUGCUAUCUUGUAUAACCCCGGCGACUCCAACUUGUACAACUCCAUCAAUGGCAUUGAUGCUGGUCACCAGGCUCAUUACAUCCAGUGCCGCUCGUGCACUGCCUGCACCUAAAGGAGUUGGGGUUGUCUAGAGGUAGAGUUGGAGGACACAAACGCCGGAGAUGAGCUGGAUGCGAGUAAUGACAUGAUGGGAAACAGAUGAAAAGGGCGCCCUUCAGGAUUCAGGAAACAAGUGGACUGUCGCCACAAAACGGUUGUUAAUGCUUUUUGAUGAGCUCGUACAUGUACUGUUUUCUUUGUUUUGAUCCAAGAUUCCUUCGUUCCAUCGCAAUUGCGCUUGAAAGCUGUUGUUAACUUCCGG
Messenger RNA from Neurospora tetraspora, 793 nucleotides. RefSeq lists its product as uncharacterized. The transcript has 3 exons. The coding region runs from base 185 to 544 and encodes 119 amino acids. NCBI's taxonomy places the organism in Eukaryota, Fungi, Ascomycota, Sordariomycetes, Sordariales, Sordariaceae. The record is from RefSeq and is a predicted model, not a curated record.